GCCGCCAGUCGGCCCGCAAGCCUCGUCUGGGCGCGAUCGCGAGAGGCUUGACAGUGCGGCCUAUUCCCCUCCGCACGAAUUUCCACAGCCACGCGACAGUCCCUUGGGUGCCUACCAGUCAUACAGCUACAACAGACGACUGAGACAGACGAUUUCGGGGCCAGACCAGCCUCAGGGACAGCGCGCGCGAGAGAAGAAGAGAGAGGACCCGUAGGCCCACUCGAGGCCCAGCUAUAAGAGGGGCGCGCAUGAGGUGGCGAACUGAGGAGAGUGAUCAGAAGUGCAUUGCUAGAUCGGUGGCGCUGGGGAAAGUCCGCCUUCCAUCGAGUUGGCCCCCGCAAGCGCCACUUAUGUAACGCCAGUCCCUCGCUCUUUUUUCUCUCGACGGAACAUCAGGGCGGUCGUGGCCUGACGACUCAUCGGGAACAGAAGAUACCAAGUUACUCGACUCCUGAUAGAUGCCUAUGAAGCUGAGCCACGAACGAUCCUGACAGUGUCCAGCAUAGGUGUUAGCCCCAGGUGGUCCAGUACUACCAACCACAGUGGCAUAAAUAACAGCCACGCGCCAGUCAUAAGGUCGACAGCUGCAGGAGGGGGGGGCAGAGGAGGCAGAGUCAUUAAACCCACGGAGUAGCGCAAAUCGAUGGCCAUCAGCGCCCAUGGGCGGCCUGGGGUUUAGAACGCGGAACAGCCCCUCCCAGAAGACCUCACUCCGCUGGGGUGACUGCUGCCCCCGGAACCUCGAGCCUCCACUGCGGGCGCUGGUGCAGGCAGCAGCGGCAGCUCGGAGCGUCAGACGCAGCAGCAGAAUCAUCUUCAGCAACAAUAAAAACAUCAACAAAAACAAGAACAAUUACAACUACAAUCAUCCACCCCGUGGAGCCAGGCCAGUUGCAACAGCGCUCAGGAAGCCCAGGAGAUAUCAGGACAUGGCGACCUUCACCGUCUGAGGCUGCCCCCCGCUCUUGCGUGACUGCACUCCCAGGGGCCUUCAGAGGCUUCCAAGCUUUGGCAAGUCCGACCGACUGCCUAGCCUCUUGGAUCUCGUUCCGCGCCAACUGGAAUUCUCACCGGUGGAGAUAUCAUCGUCAUCAGCGCCGAAGAUGAUCAACGUGGCGGGCGUAGUCUCCAUCGUGCUCUUCUACCUGCUGAUCCUGGGCGUGGGAAUAUGGGCCGCCCGGAAAAAGGAGGCGGGCAACGAUUCCGAGGAGGAGGUGAUGCUCGCCGGCCGCUCCAUCGGCCUCUUCGUCGGCAUAUUUACGAUGACCGCGACCUGGGUGGGGGGUGGGUACAUCAACGGCACCGCCGAGGCCAUCUACACCCGCGGCCUUGUCUGGUGCCAGGCGCCCUUCGGCUACUCCCUCAGCCUCGUCUUCGGUGGAGUGUUCUUCGCGAACAAGAUGCGGCAGCAGGGCUACAUAACGAUGCUGGACCCGCUGCAGGACGCGUUCGGCGAGCGGAUGGGUGGGCUCCUGUUUCUACCAGCCCUGUGCGGCGAGGUGUUUUGGGCCGCGGGCAUCCUCGCGGCUCUCGGGGCUACCCUAGCCGUCAUCAUUGACAUGGAGCAAGGGACCUCGGUGGUGCUCAGUGCCUGCAUCGCCGUCUUCUACACCCUUUUCGGCGGCCUCUACUCCGUAGCUUAUACCGACGUCAUUCAACUCUUCUGCAUAUUCAUUGGACUCUGGAUGUGCAUCCCGUUCGCCUGGGCCCACCCGAUAGUGCAGCCCCUGAGCUCGAUGGACGUCGACUGGAUCGGCGAAGUAAAGCCAAAGGAGUACUGGUCGUACCUGGACUAUGGACUGCUCCUUAUAUUUGGUGGGAUCCCGUGGCAAGUCUACUUUCAGAGAGUACUGUCCUCCAAGUCCGCUGGUCGGGCCCAGAUACUCAGUUACGUGGCUGCCGUCGGGUGCAUCCUCAUGGCCAUUCCACCAGUCCUCAUCGGGGCUAUUGCCAAAGCUACUCCAUUUAACGAAACGGGAUACCAAGGUCCUUGGCCGCUGACGGAGACUGAAACCAGCAUGAUCCUGCCGAUGGUUUUGCAAUACCUCACUCCAGAUUUUGUGUCAUUUUUCGGACUGGGUGCCGUUUCAGCCGCCGUCAUGUCAUCAGCGGACAGUAGCAUUCUAUCUGCCAGUUCUAUGUUCGCGAGGAACGUGUACAAACUAAUUUUCCGUCAGAGGGCAUCGGAAAUGGAAAUAAUUUGGGUGAUGCGGAUCGGCAUUGGCGUCGUCGGUAUCCUGAGCACAAUCAUGGCCCUGACCAUACCUUCAAUCUACGGUCUCUGGUCCAUGUGCUCGGACCUGGUCUAUGUGAUCCUGUUUCCGCAGUUGCUGAUGGUCGUGCACUUUAAACACUACUGCAAUACCUACGGCAGCCUCACCGCUUACAUAGUGGCCUUCGUCGUGCGCAUUAGCGGCGGUGAGCCGAUAAUGGGCUUGCCUGCGUUUAUACGCUUUCCAGGCUACGAUGAGGAAACCAGCACUCAGAUGUUUCCCUUUCGAACCAUGGCCAUGCUAAUAUCUCUCAUAACCCUCGUUGGAGUCUCCUACGGCACUCAGUACGUCUUCCUCAGCGGCAAACUCGCCCCGAGCUACGACAUCUUCCGUUGCGUUGUCAACAUCCCGGAGGAUGUCGAGAGAGUUGGACCUGAUCCAGCUGAGGGCGAGCAGAUGUCAGUUCUCGCAGCCGGCCCAGGCAGGCUCUACGGCAGCAAGGACGAAUCUAACGGCCGAGUGAACCCAGCACUCGAGCCGGACUACGACAUGGAGCCGGGUUACCCAGGAGGGGACCAGCCGGGCUCGAUCGUCGGUGGCGUGGGCGGUGGCGGUGGUGGUGGCAUGGGCUCAGCCAUGAAGGUCGGGCCUCAUUCCACUUCCAGCGGCGCUGCUGGCGCAGCCCACGGUCCGCGCCCGGCCCAGAAUAGUACCGCCUUCUAAUUCAACGGACUCCGUGAUCGGAUGCUGUGACCAACAAUAAGCUCGGCGACGCGGCCCAUCGCCACCUAUUACAACUCAAGCAUGGCUUCUUUCCUCCGUAUUUAACUCCAACUGGCAGGUUCUAUUUAUUUUUUAAUACGUUCAAUUUUUUCAUAUUUUUUUCAUAAUUCAAAAGUAGACUCAAUUACGUAAAUAAUGCUGCAACUAUUCUGCGAAAAAUAAGGUUAAUUUUUGAAGUUGUACACUUUUCAUAUGAUUAUUAUGCAAAGCAUUAGUACGAUUACCGCUUGUAUAAUAUAUAAUUCAUUAUUUGUUGUCCCUACAAAACUCAUAAAAAAAUAUUCAAAAGAAAUUCUUUAGUGAGCAUCUAGAAUAAUGUAUACACUUUCCUUUUAAAGAGCACAUUAGAAAGUUUGUGACACUUUGUGAAGCUUAUGACUGUGUUAUGAACAUUUCACAUGUAAUUCAAAAUUUUAUCGCAAAUUUAAAUGUAUGUGUGAACUAGAACUAUUUGAGUCUAUUUUUGUACUUUUAUUAAUUUUGAAACCUAACGAAAAAUAGAUAAAACUUUAUUUUUAAUAUUUUUAUGGU
This is a messenger RNA of Copidosoma floridanum, 3527 nucleotides long. RefSeq names its product choline transporter (gene ChT). Lineage: Eukaryota; Metazoa; Arthropoda; Insecta; Hymenoptera; Encyrtidae. Gene Ontology annotation, molecular function: choline:sodium symporter activity. The record is from RefSeq and is a predicted model, not a curated record. Gene Ontology annotation, biological process: acetylcholine biosynthetic process; choline transport; transmembrane transport. Gene Ontology annotation, cellular component: plasma membrane.